CUUGCAUGGUAUGGGUGGAAUGACCCUGAACACCACGAAGCCUGACUGGUCAUGACUUCAACCCCUCCGCCCUGAGAAUAAUGUGCACAGGGGGAUUGUGCAGAUUAACUCUAUAACGCGCGUCUACCAGGCGUACCUCUUGGUAGAAAUUCCGCCAUGCAACAAGCUCGUCACCCGGGAAUCCAGGUGGUCAUUUCCGACCAUGGCGCCUCGAACUCCAACAGUACUGGCGAGCGGCUGGCCAAAGCAUUGUCGGUUGAUGAGGCACUGCAGUUCUCUCCUAUGACAAGUGUUCCUGUUUUUGGCCUAGACUCCAUUCUCCGCCCUGACGUCGGCCAACCUUCCCUCUCAAAUCUAUCUAGCACCCAUGACCGCAAAGCUGCUGGUGAAAUUAUUGACGACCUGGAUGACGAGACCCAAGCAAGUGCUAGCGAAUCCACUCGUCUCGAGACUACCCGCCAGUAUUUGCAGGCGUUAUUGAAUGGACAAUUGACAGAAUAUGAGUUCAAAUUACCAUCACGAUCUCGAGUGACUCGCAACUCGGUAAAUGCUCAGAUUCUAGAUACAGAAUCUUUGAGUCGAGGCCAUCUCGGGCCCUUCGCAAAGAUGGUGUUAGAUUGCACGGACGUUCCCUAUCGGUACCCAUCGCCUAUUACGCCUAGCCCUAAAAAGAAAUUGCAGGCACCAGAAUCCCUACCGUCGCCUACGUUAAGUGAGAACAUUUCUCCUCAAAUUAUCAUGGAAUCCAAACACCAUAGCGACUCCAAAGCCUCUCUUGGGCGGGAGAAAUCCAUGCAGAAGCCCGUUGUCCUAGUACCCUCGCUACCUUUGUCAUCACAGCCCGGCGAAUAUGUUCAUAUCGGCGACCAGUCACCUUCAAAAAGGAGGAAGCUAAACACCGAGGAUGACGAGAAACUGGCUGCAUUACGCCUAAAAGAUCAAAAGGAGGAGGCAGAUGCAGCAUUGAUUAAAUUACAAGAGCUCUUUCAGGAGGUCUUUGAAGCAGAGGAUCAACUUGAACCAGAUACAUCCUCAACCGAAGCUCAACCAUCCAACAAGUUUUUCACACUCCCGAAAGCAACAGAUGAUCUUGGCCCUGUUUUAUCUUCUGAGACACACUCCAUCCUUCAAACAGCAAUGCAAAAAGUUACAGGCUAUGGACGACUCCGUGAUAUUCCAACAGAGUAUUUGAACCGCGUCCAAAAGCUCUGUGAGCCUCCAGUGAUAUCUGCUCAGACUCCGGAUCUAAAACUGGAACAUGUUCCCUCGGAUGAGGAUACAGAAAUCUGGCUUAGAAGGCUUGCUGACAUGCGCAACGCAUUGCUGGCAAUUUGCACCCUGCUUCACACGAUGUCAGGGGAGGUGACGACAAAAGAUUUGUGCCCAGAAGAUGUGAUACAGGCUAUCCCGGGCGUCCUCAACCAUGUUUUCGAUGAUUGUCUCAUCCCUGCUGUUGAAUGCCGGCCGAAUGGUAGAGAUGCGGAACUGUUUACUUUCUUCUCCGCCCAUAAAAAUGUACUUGCGGGCUUGGUUCACCAAACGAAGAAAGUCCUCAAUCUUUUAGCUCGUUUCCUUUCCAACGUCGAUGUUGCUGAAGGGACUAUCACCGCAACUGAAUUCCUUGCCACCAAACUAAUUUUUGUCGAAAAUGCUCAUAGUGACAGGGAUUCAGCCUUGGGCUUCCAAAAGUUUGAGGCCGUUAGAAGGGGUUCUAUGGAUGUCCUAGCAAAAAUAUUCGCGAAAUACCCGGAGCAGCGCUCCUUUAUUCUUGAUGAAAUACUGGUAUCAUUGGAGAAGCUCCCAUCUACAAGACAGAACGCUAGGCAAUUCAAACUUAUAGACGGGAAGCAUAUCCAACUACUUUCUGCCCUCGUAAUGCAGCUCGUGCAGACAACUGCAAUACAAAAAUUAUCGAAAGGUUCGAGAAAGCCGAAGCGCCGCUUACCUCUUCCGAAACUUGGGCAGGAUGAAUGCUCUGACAGUGAGGAUACGUGCGAUGAGUCUGACGAUGAAAGACCCAGGAAGGGCACACCACUGGAAUUACUUUCAAAUAAAGUCGAACCACUCUUUGACAAUGCCAUUCGCAGUGCACAGUAUAUUACGAGAUUCAUCGUUCAGCGGGCCAUGACCUCCACCAAAACUGGUGAUCAGCCAUACCGGAAUCUUCUGGACCUUUUUACUGGAGACCUCAUCAGCGUCCUUGGCUCGACCGAUUGGCCCGCUGCAGAACUUUUGCUGAGAGUUCUUGCCUCGCAAAUGAUUGGGCUUGCAGACCAUGACAAGACCCCUGCCAACGCAAAAAAUAUGUCACUCGAGCUCUUGGGGUGGAUGGGGUGCGCAAUUUCCGAUCUUACUUCCUCUACACAUCAUUUAAUUCCCAGUAUGGAUGAGGGUGAUUCAAACCUAUCCGACUACCUACGACAGCUAUUUGAUGAGCAUCUAAAUCGAUCAUUGCAUACAGAAGAUGUUGUGUCUGUCGAUGGACCAUACCGGAUAGUUCUUGAGUACCUGGAGGAGAGGGAUGUCGGAAACUGGCAGCUUUCUAGCGCUCGAGGUUACUUUCUGGCACACUGGGCAAAAAAUGUGUGCAGUUUCUAUUACGAUCCAGAGAACAGGGGAAAUGUAUCCGAAGGCGAGUCGGCCGACGAUCUGGCGAGGGCCCUACGUAACAUGCUGUCUGAUCCCAGAUGGUUAGAAUCUCACAAUGAAUUCGAUCGUAUAGCUACGCAUCAUGCUCGCUUCGCCUAUCUUUUGACUCUCCUCAAUAUGGGAUUCUGCAAAGCGUUUGAUAAAAUUUUUAAGGUUCUUUUAAACUCCAUUACUAGCGAUCAAGCCAAAGUGCGAAGUCGAAGCUUGAAGAGCGUCAUUCAAAUGUUGGAAAAGGACCCGACCCUGCUAGACCGUGACGACACUGUGAUGACGCUGAUUUUCCAAUGCGCUACUGAUUCAUCGCCCAUGGUUCGAGACUCGGCGCUCUCGCUCAUCGCGAAGUGUAUAACUCUUAGACCGGUGCUUGAAGAGGACGGUUGCCGCACCAUUUUAUCCUGUUCUGCAGACCCCACUGUCGGUGUUCGAAAACGUUGCAUUGGCUCCUUGAAGGAUAUUUAUCUCCAAACAUCCCGUAAAGACCUGAAAAUCGCCAUUGCUGACAACCUGCUUCAACGAAUUACGGACGUUGAAAGUAGUGUUGUUGCACAGGCUCGUCAAAUCUUGGAAGAAAUAUGGCUUGGUCCAUUUCACCACCCGAUUAACGUGAUCCAGGAUUCACCACAAACCAAAGUCUCCUUGGGAGAAUUGGUUGAUCUUAUUGUUGGGUCCGUCGAAAAAAGUGAUGCAGUUGUUAUCACGCUUGAAAAAUUUGUCAAAUCCGUACUCUCCGACGACACAAGGUCGGCAUCCGCAAAUUUCAAAGUCUGCAAAGCGAUUGUGGCCACAAUGUUUGAGCGAAUCAUAGACCAUGCAGAUUCACCAAACAAACCGAGCAUCCAAGCGCUUCUCCAGUCUAUCACGGUGUUUGCCAAAGCGAAUGCGAAGCUCUUUACUCCUGACCAAUUGGAAACACUGCAUCCCUAUAUUGGCCACCUCUCUACUGCAGAUGAUCUCCUCCUUUUUCGAUCUGUGGUUGUCAUAUAUCGAUGUGUUCUACCUUACCUUUCUAACGCCCAUAACACCCUCCUCAAGGAAGUGCAAAAUGACCUUUUCAAGAGUGUUUCAAAACUAGCGAGGACUGAGCUCAAUGAGGUCAUGGCAUGCCUUUGGACGGUUGACAGAGUUCUACAAAAUACAGAACGGCUUGUGAAGCUUACCAUAUCUGUUCUCAAAGGUAUUGCUCAGGUGAAAACUCUAAAAUUUGACAACUCGUCCAAAGCAGAUGCUCUAGGGAGGGUGAGAAGCUACAUUCGAAUCGCUGGUUGUGUUGGAAAACAUUGUGAUCUGGAAAAAUAUUUAAAUUUUUUCAAGCAGUCGUUUCCAACGACCAAGGCCACGUCUGUUGCUGGCUUAAUGGUCGACUUCAUAGCCCCGUUUGCUCUUCCUCAGUAUCCGCUUGAACUACGAAUAAUGGCAUUGGAGAGCUUAGGCUCGGUAUGUCAAACUUGGCCUGCUCAGUACAGUCAGGAACAUGCAAGAUUCGCUUUAUCUUCGGUGUUCGAAGAAGACAACCCGGAUUUGCAAAACAUAGUGUUGAAAUCAUUCUUGGAGUUCUUUUCCGUCCAUGAAGGGAAGGCCGAAAAGCUGAUACAAACCAGUGACUUAGCAGCUGAUGCCGAGAGCUCCACGAGAUUAGCCGCCUCCUUGAAAGCUAGCGAGAAUGAUGGAGCAGCGGCCUUGAUUGCCCAGCACUUUCUCCAAAAUAUGCUCCACGCAGCACUUUCAAAGCAAGACACCUAUGCAUUGACGGCGAUUGAGUUGAUCGCAAGUAUUAAUCGCCAGGGCCUUAUCCACCCAAAGGAAUGUGCUGGUGUAUUGGUCGCACUGGAAACGUCGCCACAUCCAACAGUCAGCAAAAUAGCUUUUGAAACCCAUAAAAUGCUGCACGAACAACAUGAAUCUAUGUUUGAUCGAGAGUAUAUGAGGGCAGUUCAAGAUGCAUUUUAUUACCAGCGGGAUGUUGUUGGGGAUCCGAGCGGAGCUUUCAGUCGUCCAUAUACUUCGAAACUCGCACCCCUUUUCGAUAUUAUCAAAGUUAGCAAUAGCAAAUACCAGAGGAAAUUCCUAACCAAUCUUUGCUCAAAAGUUGACUUUGAGUUUCGCAAACUGGACGUUUCGAAGGAUCCACCGGAACACUUGCUCCUAUCUAGAUUCGUUUCUCAAAACAUUGCCUUCUUUGAGUAUGCGCAAAUUGCGGAAAUCCUCCCCACAAUUGCUUGCAUUGAGCGUAUUGUGGCCGCAACAGGCACUAUUGUAGCUCAUGCAAUCGAAACAGAUUUGUUUCAAAACACCAUGCAGCCAAUCAAUGGCAAUUCAAACACAGCAGAAACACAGGCUACGGAUGGGCUGACUAUCUCCAGCGAGGCUCCUAUCGUCCCUACUACCCCUCAAGAGUUAGCCGUUCGCGGGUCAGUUGAUGCUCAAUUGUUGAGAAAGCUGGCUACUGCCUCUGGCUCGCUCUUGAUGCUCUGGGAAGCUCGAUCGCACCUCCGUCGCCUUUAUGGCAUUAAUUUUCACGCACGACAAAAGGAAGGGAAGGGAAAUGCCAAGGAACUUAAUCGGGCACCGGCAAAAGUCCAGGGCGUCACUGGUGAGCGGUUUUGGGAGUCUGUGUCCAAUCUCAUGCACUGCCUUGACACCACGGAAGCAAUGAUGGACACAUGUCGGGAUUUUGCAUUGUUGCUAUCGAUCGACGAUGAACUUAAAAUCGCUGGAGACGAUGAUCGGGGCAGCCAUGACACCACCGGAGACGUUGAUGAUAUGAGCCUCCUCCUCGCAGCCGCAGGCAAUUCAAAACCGGGCAAACGCAAGAGCUCUGUUCCCGCGGGUGGCACUCCCAAGAAGAAAGCAAGAGGCAGGCCUCCUGGCAAGAAGAGAACCAGCACAGACCUCGAAGAUGAGCUGGCAAGCGACUGAAGAGCUCAUUGUUUCGGUAGCUGGCGUUUUAUUUUAGACGCUGUUGGGGCGUUGAAACGCGGGAACUCGAUGACCUAUGUUUACAUUCAUAUAUUAUUAGUAUUAUUAUUCAAAAGAUAUUUUCUCAAGGCUGGUGGGAAGGGCGGCUCGAUGCUUAAUUGCUUCGUCUUAUACGGCGUUUCGGCAAUUUACAAGGGGCUUGUAUUAUUAUUAUUAUUAUUAUUCUCUUUUUUAACACAUUAGUUUUUAGCGACUGCGCUGGGGCUUCGCAUAUUUUGUUAUCAUGCAUGGACAUAUAGGUUAACAUAUCAUAGAUGAGAUAAUCAAAAUAUGAGAGAUCUCUAAGUCAUUAACUUGAAUCUGUUUAUGGGAAUCGAUG
Blastomyces dermatitidis ER-3 is the source of this 5944-nucleotide messenger RNA. RefSeq names its product cohesin loading factor subunit SCC2. NCBI's taxonomy places the organism in Eukaryota, Fungi, Ascomycota, Eurotiomycetes, Onygenales, Ajellomycetaceae. Gene Ontology annotation, molecular function: chromatin binding. The transcript has 5 exons. Bases 157 to 5565 code for a protein of 1802 amino acids. Gene Ontology annotation, biological process: establishment of protein localization to chromatin; replication-born double-strand break repair via sister chromatid exchange; regulation of gene expression. Gene Ontology annotation, cellular component: Scc2-Scc4 cohesin loading complex. The record is from RefSeq and is a predicted model, not a curated record.